Molecule: messenger RNA, 771 nt
Organism: Talaromyces stipitatus ATCC 10500
Lineage: Eukaryota; Fungi; Ascomycota; Eurotiomycetes; Eurotiales; Trichocomaceae
Product: short-chain dehydrogenases/reductase, putative
Exons: 2
Coding region: 1-771 (256 amino acids)
Molecular function (GO): oxidoreductase activity, acting on the CH-OH group of donors, NAD or NADP as acceptor
Source: RefSeq, a predicted model, not a curated record
AUGUCGUCUCAGGGAUCUCUUAAGGGCAGACUGGCUAUUGUCACUGGCAGUGGGAAAGAGAACGGAAUUGGUUUUGCUAUUGCAACUGCGCUUGCUGAACAGGGUGCAGACAUCGUCCUCCACUAUAACACCAACAAGGAAUCUGCUCUCAAAAAUGUGAAGACACUUGAGUCUCGACACGUCAAAGCCAUCGCUGUUCAUGGCGAUGCAUCCGGUACUACGUUUGGGAAAGAUAUCAUCUCUGCGACCACUGCUGCAUUUCCAGGUCGAAAGAUCGACAUCAUCAUCAACAACUCUGGACUAGGACUUUUCCAUCUCGAUACUGCAUCCAUUCCGACCGAGGACUUCGACACUCUUUUCCACGCAAACACUCGUGGGCCCUUUCUUCUUGUCCAAGCUGCUUUGCCCCAUCUGGCAGCACCAGGAGGAAGGAUCGUCAAUAUUAGCAGCGUUGUGGCUCGGAGCGGCAGUCAGUUUGCCGCAUUGUAUGCCGGGACCAAAGCAGCGUUGAGUGCAAUGGCUCUCGGAUGGGCCGAGGAGCUCGGUGGUAAAGGAAUUACAGUCAACACCAUUCUGCCGGGUCCCAUUGACACCGAUAUGGCGCCUCCUGAGGAGCAUCCCUUGAUACAGAAGUUUCGGGUGGAACAGAGCAUCAAGAGGAAUGGAACUGUCAAAGAAGUGGCGGAUGUGGUGGCUUUUAUCGCCAGUCCGGGAAGUUCGUUUCUGACUGGGCAAGACAUAUCCGUUGAUGGAGGCUUGACGUACGUGUAG